This is a messenger RNA of Rhinichthys klamathensis goyatoka, 1393 nucleotides long. RefSeq names its product PLAC8 like 1 (gene plac8l1). The record is from RefSeq and is a predicted model, not a curated record. Bases 512 to 958 code for a protein of 148 amino acids. The transcript has 5 exons. Lineage: Eukaryota; Metazoa; Chordata; Actinopteri; Cypriniformes; Leuciscidae.
UUACAGUCUGAUGCAAGUGGAGACGAGAUCAGCCGCAAAGAAGCGCGUUCAGAGAAACGAUUACAUGCACUUCAACAGACUUGGCUGGCAAACAUAUAAGCGAGCCGUUCUACGUAUGACAGCUACAUGCAAUGUUUCAUUAUAGUGGAUGUGACACUGUUGGAUGUGCGUUAGCUGCGGUGCAGAAGGAAGUGAUGCGAGACAUUAACCUCAAGAGGACGUGCUAUUCUGCAUUGCUGCUCUUGGGGUGAAUUUAUGUAACAUCUUAUUCACACAGGCUGGAUCGCUGAGUUAGUAUUUGAAUGCGCUUGCGAGGUGCGUGAGGGUCUCCUGUGCAUGUGUGUGUGUGUGUGAAGGCUUAUCAGCUCACAGCAGCUUCUGUCAGGGCUUCUUGGCGAAGCGACUAUCAGAACGAACACACCACUGUCACCAUAGGAAACUCACCCCUGUCUUUUCCCUUAGUCUGCUGUCAUCGUGAGGGAUUGUUCUGAGCCACAUUCACCAUAUUCAAAUGGACUCUCCAGGUGGAAAAGAUGUUGAAGCAAACCCAACAGGAAGUGAGACGAUGGAACUUCCUGUGCUGACUCAACCAGGCCUCGGGGAGACCACGACGACAGUGACCACUAUCACUCAAACAGGGGGAGACUGGAGCUCAGGACUGUUUGACGUGUGUGGCGACGCCAGCACAUGUCUGAUGGGUGCGUUUGUGCCAUGUUGUUUGGACCUGAGCCUGGCUCAUCAGUAUGGAGAAUGUGUGUGUUUGCCUCUUCUGCCUGGCUCCACGUUCGCCAUGAGAGUGGGCAUUAGAGAGCGGUUUAAAAUCAGGGGCAGCGUGUGUGAGGACUGGACUACGGUUUAUUGCUGCUACCCUCUGGCCCUCUGUCAAAUGAUCAGAGAGAUGAAGAAGAGGCUGAAGACACAGAUCUACACCGUUUCUACCCUGCUGGAGAGCUCCUGAGACACUGUGCGUGUGUGUACAUGGCCCCGAUUUUCUUCUCAUCCGUGAUUUUGGCGAUGCUAAAAGACUGAGGGGCCGUCUCAGCUGUCAGGAUGUUUAUUACCCGGGGUCCUGAACUUCACGCAGGGUUACACAUAUCAGUAGUCUCUGCUUGAAGAUUGAUGUUGCUGACAUUUCCAACUGACGGAGAGAUGGAGUGACAGAUGGGUGGAGAGACGGAUGAGUGGAGAAAAGGUUCCUGAUGUUUUCUGGCACUGUCUAUGCUUUGAUUUCAGAUUGCUCUCUCACGGUACAUAAAGAACAUAUGCAGGUUUUGAUAUAUGAAUUCACUUUUGGCACUAUUUUUAAUCGUAUUUCAAAUUCAGAGUCAAAACUGAUUUGACAUCUAAUCACUUGUUUUAUUCAAAAUAAAGUGUGUUUAAAAAAACUGCCAAA